UCGUCUGCUCAGAAUGUCAAACGCUUAAGAGCGCCAGAGAGCGCCGAGACACCCACCGACACUGCAAUUUUAUGAACUACGAAACAAAUACAAAAGUUGUUUAUUUUCACGGCUUCGAUCUUUUUCAACCACUAAACACUGCUAAACAAUUUGAUUAAGCCAUGUGCUUUAGUUCGAGUGAAAUCGCUGAGAAUAGAGUUUUGAUAAUCACAUCUUAAAAUCCCAAUGGAGUUUAGCAGGAUAUCUUCAAUAAAACAGGAAUCCGAUGAAGAUAUCGACGAUGACGAUCAUUCCGUUAGCACAUUGCUAUUGCCGAUUCCUCAGAUGCAUGACAAUGAUUUCAUUGCCAGUGAUGAACAAGACAAUGAAUUCCUUCGCCUCACUUCCAUGGUAAGAGAGGUAUAUUCUUCGCACCUUUAUAAAUCUUUGUACGCAAAUUACCUAGUAUGCUGCGAAACGAAGCAUACUCCUAUCUCUCAACCAGAUUUAAAAAAGUGCGCCGGACAGAUGGAACUUAACGCUGUUAGAGCUUCUUUGGAAGCUUCGUUGUACAGACAAGCAAUGCUUAAAAUGAUUUCAGAUGUAAAGGGGCACACGACUGUGAAGAAAGUGCAUAACAAAUUGAACCUCUUUUUAAAAGCGCCGCAAAAAUAUAUCGACAUUGGUGUUCAAACAGACGAAGUAUUGCAUAUAGAAAAGAGUCGAACUCCAGACACAACAACUCCUUUAACCAUCAAGGACCCCCAUGUUCAAAUUUCAUCAGUAACGUCGAACUACGAUGAGUCCAUAGUCACAGUUGUUAGUCCACCAAUAGAAAUGAGAAAAUGCAGUUUAGACGAGAGAGUAUCGUUGAUUCUGAAGUCGGAAGUUGACAUUCAGGACGAAAGCACCAUUGUAAAAUUUGAAAAUGAUACGGAGGAGGUAUCUGAGUCUGAAGCAACAGACUGUAACUUGGAUUUAAAAUCUGGCGACAUAUUCAAGUCUAUAAAAGACUUUGCAUGCCUGCAGACCGGCAGCUCUGAGCAGGUGCACAACGACGUUGAAGCAAUUUUUGGCGACGAGAACACAGUCGACAUUGCUCAAGCGCAGAAUGAUAACGAUUCGCAAGACUCGAUUCUGCAACACAUGGAAGAUAUGUUCUGUGAGAGUAACGACAGCACCGAUCUGAUGGCACUGAUAGAGAAGCACUCCGGAAUUUCCAAAGCCAAUAUUGACAUGGAAAUCUGCAAAAUGUGUCCUGAAAUCAAUGCUCCAAAGCUUAUCACUACACCUGUUGCUAAAAGAAAAGAUAAUACUGGUGAAUCAUCAGAAGUACAUGCAAACAAGAGAAAACUCAGCUUUUCGAGUUACAAAAAAAUGAAGAAGCGAGGCAAGGGUGAAGAAUGCGCCUCUCCAAAGGCAGAAGAGACUGCCGACGAAAAGAAAAAACGGAAAGCGAGCGGCGUUUGGCUGGUUGAACGGAUUCAUCAAGUCUCAAAGUUGAAGGCAAAAAUGAUGGAGAUUUCGACCAGCAAUUAUCGCAGACACGGCAGAAUAAAAGCAAAGUUUUUAGAACUUUUUGGCGAGUCUGACGACGAAGAUAUGAUGCCUGAUUCGCCGAUUUGUAUUGAGGAACAUUUAAAUGCUUGUAAGGAACGCAUCGCUCCUUGGGUUGUCAAGCAUUUAAUGCCUUUUUAUAAAAAAAAACGGAUCACAGAUAGGAAAUUAUUCAAAACCGUUGCCAAACACGUUGCUGAUAUGCUUAUCAUUGAAAAUACAUUUCCUGAAGAAAGCGAUGUGAAUAAACACGUACAGAAAUACUUCAAGAAUAAGAAGACGAUAAAAACGAAACCAGACAUAUUUAUAUGAGGAAUAAGCGUUCAUGAAUAUUCCACCACGAUUGUCUUUGUUACACUGGAUUGUACCAAAUUAGCUUGUGUAUCACUUAUGAGAAAAUAAGUGCGGUAUCACUGAAGAUGCGAAAUUGGACUGAAGAAAAUAUGUAAGGCAACUAGAUACGUACUUAUAAUUAAAAACUAACAUACACGGAAUAUUGUUAUAUCAUGUAAAUAUAUGAAUAGACUAACGAAAUAAUCUGUUUAGGACUUCCGUGUUUUUCGAUAACCUGUAUAAUGAAUAGUUAUAUCAAUAUACAAAGUAGGAAUUUGCAAGAUUACCUUCACGCCGAUGAAAACCUUUGCGCUAUCGAUUUCGUGAACACUUAUUAAUUAUUGCAUUUUUAUUAAUAACUAAAAUGUUUGCUCGUAAAUCAAAGCCCCAAUUGAAGCUCAAGUUAAAGAACUCUGUAAGUUUAUUACAUGUAUAUAAUAAAAAUGUGUUUACGUAACAACAAAUAAUAUAAAAAUUUACAUGUUCAUAAUAGAUGUACACAUAUUGAAUUGUUAUACUUCCAUUUACAGAAAACAUUAAAUUCGAAAAAACAACGGUAAUAUAUUAACAACAUAUUGAUACUGAAUUUAACGUAUAUUAGCAUAUUCCUAUAAUGACAAGGGCAAGUAUUUAUUUAUUUAUUUAUUUGUUAAUUUAUCUCGACAUGUUUUUGUCGCAGGCCAAUGAUUUUCGGCCGCUAUAUUUAAAUAGCUAAGUUAAUUGUAAAACCGAGCUUUGAUCACUGGGUGAUCCGACUAUUAAUUUUUCAAGUAUCUUCAGAGUAUUCAAAUGCCGCCUGUUGGAAUGUUUAGUCUAAUAAUAAACUGUGCAUACUAUAAGUGAAUAACGAGGCUGUUUUUUUUUAUUUACUGCGAAUAUGCGUAUAUAUAGAUUAAAAAUUUUAGAGAGACAAUUUCCUGUAACCAAUUAUUAUCUUUACACAUAAAUUAAUCUCUCGCAUAAUCGGAGGCACGUAAAAUCUCAGAGAAAAUUUCGUGUGAAAAACCAGAGAAAAUAUUUCCUAAAUCAAUAAAAAAAUAUUUCCGUAAAAUUUAAGUAAUUACAAUUUACAUUGUAUAAACCUCAAUGAUUACAAUUUAGAAAAAUCGAGUUUCGAACCGUUGCAGGAGAAUAACAAAUAUUUAUAAAGCCUAGCUAAACGCCUAAAUUUGAACAACAAUAGUAAUAAUAAUAGUAAUAAUUGGACUCUUACAGCCGAAAUUCCAAGGUAUUAAAUUUUCCUGUGAUAAAAGGAUAGUGGCAAUUGAAUCGAACUAAAUUUAUCUCAAUUGCACUGUCGCGACUUCUUCCAAACUAGUAAUAUUGAAUUACUCUACAGCAAUCCGAUCAUCGAAUACUUGUUCCAUUCAGACAAUAUACGUUCCAAAAAUGUCUACACCGAUGAAUUCAGUUAAGCUUCAAUUUACAUUCUCCUAGGAUUAUUAUCAUUGAAGAAGAACAAAAAGAGGCCAUGAAACUUAAACAAUUUAAACAAUUGUUAGUGAUUUCUUAUUUGUCUUUGUUCAUCUUUCUAAGAAUUAAGGGGAGGGUACACCCGUCAAUUCGUGUAUAUGGUGGAAAAGUCCGAUCGGGAUGGUGAUUUUUUUCAGCUACUUCUUUUCAUGCUGAAUGCAACGCAGGAAACUGCU
Molecule: messenger RNA, 3518 nt
Organism: Neodiprion virginianus
Lineage: Eukaryota; Metazoa; Arthropoda; Insecta; Hymenoptera; Diprionidae
Exons: 5
Coding region: 226-1848 (540 amino acids)
Source: RefSeq, a predicted model, not a curated record